AUAAACAUUCGCUUCUUUUUGCUGUCGUCUCUCUCUACUUUUCUCUCUCUCUCUCUACUUUUCUCUCUCUACCUUGUCUCUGCAUUUCGCCGUCAGCUGGAGAGCAAAACCGGCAACAUUCACAAAUCCCUUUAAUUUGUUGAAUGGUAGCAGCAUAUUGGUAGAGAGCCAUGAGCCAACGAGCAACUGGUCUUAGCAGACCAUCUUCAAGUAAAAGAAGACUAAGAGACCUCAUGCUCCAAAGUGAAAAUCGUGUAUGUGCUGAUUGCGGUGCUCCUGACCCUAAAUGGGCAUCAGCCAAUAUUGGAGUUUUUAUCUGUUUAAAGUGUUCUGGUGUGCAUAGAAGCCUUGGCACUCACAUCUCAAAGGUUUUGUCUGUUACUUUAGAUGAAUGGUCGGAUAAUGAAAUUGAUGCAAUGAUUGAGGUUGGAGGAAAUGCGUCCGCAAAUUCAAUCUAUGAAGCUUAUAUCCCUGAAGGAGUUUCUAAACCUGGACCAAAUGCCGGCCAUGACCAGCGUGCUAAAUUUAUCAGGUCAAAAUAUGAGCUUCAAGACUUCCUCAAACCAAGUUUGCGCAUCUUGUCAGCUCCAAAGAAUCAGUCUCUUCAAUCGAGUUUUUCAUCUAGGAAGAGUAUGGAAAGCUUUAGGAGUUCAAGUUCAGUGGACAAUUCUGUAGGCAUGGUCGAAUUCAUCGGAAUGUUGAAGGUUAAGGUAAUCAAAGGAACAAACCUAGCAAUCCGAGACAUGCUCACAAGUGAUCCAUAUGUUCUCCUCACACUUGGGAAGCAGCUUAUUAACACUCUCAUUGCUGUUUGGGUAUCCCAGACAGUGCGAACGAACGUAAUAAAGAGCAAUUUGAAUCCUGUCUGGAAUGAAGAACUCAUGCUUUCUGUUCCUCAACAUCAUGGGGCACUAAAGCUGCAAGUAUACGAUCAUGACACAUUUAGUGCUGAUGAUAUAAUGGGGGAGGCAGAGGUUGACAUUCAGCCUAUGUUAACCUCAGCCAUGGCAUUUGGAGAUCCCAGAAUAUUUGGUGACAUGCAGAUAGGGAAGUGGCUGAAAUCCCAUGAUAAUGCGCUCAUUCAGGAUAGUACUAUCAACAUUGUUGAUGGGAAGGUUAAACAAGAAGUAUUCCUCAAGUUGCAGAAUGUAGAAUCAGGAGAAAUUGAUCUAGAGUUAGAGUGGAUUUCUCUUGAUGAUCACUAGUUAUGAAUAUAGAUUAUUUAUUUAUUUAUUUAUUUUUCUACAUUUCAUUCGGGUGAUGCCCGACUAAUAUUAAAACAGAACAUUCAUUAUCAAAUUCAUUGUGUGUAUUUACAUA
Messenger RNA from Ipomoea nil (Japanese morning glory), 1320 nucleotides. Its product is annotated as ADP-ribosylation factor GTPase-activating protein AGD12-like. NCBI's taxonomy places the organism in Eukaryota, Viridiplantae, Streptophyta, Magnoliopsida, Solanales, Convolvulaceae. The record is from RefSeq and is a predicted model, not a curated record. Gene Ontology annotation, molecular function: GTPase activator activity; phospholipid binding. Bases 171 to 1205 code for a protein of 344 amino acids. The transcript is spliced from 9 exons.